AUGGCACGCAACACAGAAUUGAGCAAGCAAGGAUCCACACCCAACGCUUCCAAGGACUCCAAGGCAAACCUAACAAUUGAAUCUACUAGGCCAAACUACUAUAAAGGUGUUGCAGAGCCAGUGAAUGCAAUAGCAUCAUCGUCGAUUGUUGGAAUGGGAGAGUUGGACAGGAUUAGGGAGUGGGCAGCUCGUGGACCCAAUGAUACUGAUGAUGAGGUUGCGAGAGAGAAACUAGAGCUACACGCCAAAUCAAUGAAAAUGGUUGGAAAAUGGGCCAACACUGUAAUGGGAAAGCGUAUGAAACGUCUUGCUCAACGUGAAGACCGUAUGCGUCUGAUUGAGGAGGAAAAGCUUAGACAAGAUCAAGAGUGGGCAGGCAUACUAAAGGAAGAGAGGAAGGCUCGUAUUGAGAAAUCUCAAAAACAGCAAUUCUACGAAUCUGAUCGAGUUAGAGAGCUAAAUUCGAAAUUGCUACUGGCUGCUGUUAUGCAGGAACGUGAACUCCAAAUCUCCCUCCGCAAAGAACGUGAAGCCCUACUCCAAACCGUCGACGACGCACGCAUAGCCCAAGGAAUCGAAAAAUCCAAAAGGGAACAAGAAGCCGAAGACGCUAAACGUGAUGCACGCAAAGCAUCCAUCCGCGACACCGCCUUGCACCAAGUCUCUCAAGCACAGCGCAAACAUUCACAAGAAGACGCCGAACGUAAAGCAUUGAAGUCUUUCUAUGCCGGACAGGAUAAACUGCAUGCAGAAGAAAUGAAGACUCUAAAUGCUACCAAAAAAGUGAAACAUGUGGAGGAUGCACAUGUGUUUAGUGAAGAGUUGCAGGAGUGUAUUAGGCAGAAACAGAAUGUUAAGGAUCAUGAUAGGGAGUUGGAUGCUGCUGCGAGUGUAAGGAAUGAUGUGUUUAAUCAUCGCAAAUCUGCUAUAGCGAGGAGGCGUGGUGAGGUUGAUAAGGAGCGAAUGAAACAACGCCAAGAAGCAAUUGACGCCACUGCCGAACUCGUCGCCAGCUACGAGCAAAAACGAUUUGCACAAUUGGAUUGCUUCCUCUCGAAAAUGUCUGCUCCACGACGAGGACGUUCAGCCAAGGAAGAAGUCAAUCAAAAGACUCGUGCUCGACAAUUGGAAGCAAUUGAAGAGUUCCGCCAACAGCAGAUCACAAGACGCCACGAACGUGAACAGCAAGCACACGAAGAAUCACGUCGUGCAAGACUGGAACUCGAUACCAGAUUUGCACAAUUCAGACAUGAAAUCCAGGACAAAUCAAAGACGACAUUUGAAAAAGCUAAUGAGAUCAAGCAGUUUAAUAUGCAUCUGGCUUUGGAAACGCGAAAGAGUCAAUCCAACGAGGUUGAUUCUAAAUUAAUGUAUCAAGCUAAAUUGUUGGAGAUUCGGGAUCACGAGGAGGAGGAGUUUGAAGAGUAUGCUGCUUCCCUGUUACGAGAAUGGGUCGAAGCAGGACGAGAUGUAGCACCAGUUCUACGUGCAAUUCAACAAUCGAAUGGAUUGAAGAUUCGUAUUCCAGUUGGAAUGCCCAAACCGUUGAAUACUUCUGCUCGAUUAGGAUUCACUCCUUGA
Synchytrium microbalum is the source of this 1581-nucleotide messenger RNA. RefSeq lists its product as uncharacterized. The transcript has 8 exons. The record is from RefSeq and is a predicted model, not a curated record. Bases 1 to 1581 code for a protein of 526 amino acids. NCBI's taxonomy places the organism in Eukaryota, Fungi, Chytridiomycota, Chytridiomycetes, Synchytriales, Synchytriaceae.